AUGUCGAGCUAUGUGAAAUUUCUCAAUGACAUACUUGCCAACAAGAGGAAGAUCGGGGAGAAUGAAAUGGUCGCGUUAACAUAUGAAUGUAGUGUAUUGUUUCAGAACAACAUCCCCACUAAAAUGAAAGAUCCCAAGAGUUUCACAUUGCCUUGCUCAAUAGGGAGAAAAGAAGUCGGAAAUGCGCUGUGUGAUUUGGGGGCAAGUAUAAACCUAAUGCCCUUGUCAAUCUUCAAAAAGUUAAAUAUCUACAACACAAGACCCACCACAAUUAUGUUACAGUUAGCUGAUAGAUCAAUAACACAUCCAGAGGUAAAAAUAGAGGAUGUACUUGUGCAAGUAGAUAAGUUCAUCUUCCCUGCUGACUUUAUCAUAUUAGACUAUGAAGUUGACAUUGAGGUACCUAUCAUCUUGGGUCGCCCAUUUCUCGCAACAGGGCGAGCACUGAUCAAUGUACAGAAAGGAAAACUUAUCAUAAGGGUCGACGAUCAGCAAGUUAAGUUCAAUGUUCUCAAUGCGUUGAAAUACCCAAGUGAUAUGGAAAAUUGUCAAUAUGUUGGGGAACUGCAGGAAAAACAUUGGCACGAGCCUCAAGAAGAAUCGGAGGAAGAAAACUUUGGGAUCAGCGCAAUGUGGGAGGAAAAUUGUGCCGCAAUACAAACUGAGUCAGGAUUUGAAACAAUCAAGUUAACUGAACGAACAACGCAACUCUUGAAGAGAUGCAUUGAAACGAAUCUUGUGCUGAACUGGGAGAAAUGCCAUUUCAUGGUUGAAGAAGAGAUCGUGGUAGGUCACAAGAUAUCAAAGGCAGGAUUGGAAGUUGAUCAAGCGAAAAUCAACGCCUUAAUCAGUGAUGAAGGCUCACAUUUCAUCAACCGCAUCAUCGCCAACUUGUUGACCAAAUUUAAUGUCAGGCAUAGAGUUGCAACCACAUAUCACCCACAAACCAAUGGUCAGGCAGAAGUUUCUAAUAGAGAGAUCGAGGCUAUCUUGGAGAAGAUAUUCAGUACCUCUAGGAGGGAUUGGUCACCCAAGCUCGAUGAAGCAUUAUGGGCAUAUAGAACUACCUUCAAAACUCCAAUAGGCAUGUCCCCCUAUGCUCUGGUCUUCGAAAAAGCUUAUCAUAUGCUUCUCGAGUUGGAACACAAAGCUAUGUGGGUAAGCAAAAAGCUAAACUUCAAUCUGUCAAGCACGGGGGAAGUCCGAAAGUUGCAAUUGAACGAGUUGGUCGAGUGGCGAAUGAAUGCCUACGAAAAUGCCAAGCUUUAUAAGAAGCGAACGAAGAAGUAG
Benincasa hispida (wax gourd) is the source of this 1290-nucleotide messenger RNA. The record is from RefSeq and is a predicted model, not a curated record. NCBI's taxonomy places the organism in Eukaryota, Viridiplantae, Streptophyta, Magnoliopsida, Cucurbitales, Cucurbitaceae.